AUGGGAAAUGACAAGGUGAUAGUUGAGUUGCUCUUUGUGCUGUCUCUCUUGAGCCUUUCAUUGACAUUUUUUCCAGAACUGAUAAAGGAUUCGGUGGAUGAAAUGGGGUACUUCAAAGGAAACAGGGCCUCCGAGAAUUUUAAUGUUCUAGGGAUACCAAAAGAAAACAAGAUUGAAUUCUACACAAUGUCAGGGAGUAGGAGUAACAUCAGUAUUACGGACUUUCCAAACGGAUCUCCCAUUAGCAGGGCCAUGCUCAGCCUCUAUAAAAGAAAAAAAAGGUUCAGCAUAUAUAUUGAUGAAAAGGCAAGAAGCGUAUCGAUAUACUCGGAAUCUGUAAUUCCCAAGUACAUCUUUAAGAUGAAGGAGGUGCCCAAAAGAAGCCUUACACCUGCAGAAACUAUCAAGGGAUUGGAUCGUUUCUAUCUUCCGAAUGGUCCUAUGGACCAAAAACUGAUCGAGACAUUGGUGUAUCUAGAACUUCGAGGAUGUCUCGAAGAUAAGCUGUUCAUCCUUUACGAAAAUACACUUAUCCUCAUCAAUGAGGAGAAGCAGAUGAUCUUCUUUGAUAUAGACCUCGAGCAUCUAUUUGGGAUGAUGGUUGAGGAAGUGGUUUCCCAAACAGAAAGAAAAGACGGAUCAAAUAGACUUCUGAUUGCUUUCAAGGUAGAAUCGAAUAUUUUCUUCUUGUUCAGUCCUGGAGAUGAACAGAAGGGAUUUGGAAGGAGGAUAACUGGAAAUACACUUUCAGAGGGCUCCAUAAAGCUUUUCCCUUCGUCAAGGGAUGUCCAGAUAAAAAAUGCAGUAUCCAAAGACGAUUAUGUGGGGAUAUCCAAGAUAAUAAGUGACGAAGAAAGAAAAGAAGGAAUAGAAGUGUUGAAGAAGUUGAUAAUAGACCCUUUCAGAUCGGAAGAUCUUUCUUUUUUUAGAUGA
Encephalitozoon intestinalis ATCC 50506 is the source of this 933-nucleotide messenger RNA. RefSeq lists its product as uncharacterized. The transcript has a single exon. The record is from RefSeq and is a predicted model, not a curated record. Bases 1 to 933 code for a protein of 310 amino acids. Lineage: Eukaryota; Fungi; Microsporidia; Unikaryonidae.